AUGCCCUUUGGUCUGAGGAACGCCACUCAAACCUUUCAGCGAUUCAUUGAUCAGGUUCUGCGAGGUCUCGACUUCGUCUACGCCUACAUUGAUGAUUUGCUGGUGGCUAGUUCUGACGCUGCUGAACACGAGAUUCAUCUUCGACAGCUCGACUCCUACGGCGUUAUCAUCAAUGCCGCCAAAUGUGAGUUUGGAGUCCCCAGUCCUAUCUUUCUUGGUCACGAAGUGAACUCAGAUGGGAUAAAGCGUCAAGGAGCAAUGCGGCCAGGGCUCCACCUGUAGAGGGCGAGUAUGUAAAAGCAGUUUGUGUGAUUUGGAAGCGGGAAAAUAUGAAGGAACUAGUGAGGUAAAAUCAUCUCUUUCCCAUUUGCAGGCGAGGACGCAGAGACAAGUGCCUCAGUCAAUAUUUUGCCAACGGAAGGACAGCGUUGAAUUUCUCUGAACUAGCCUCGCCAACCAUAUUGACAUUUUUCCAUUUUUGUCCUAUUUUAUAUACAUCGCUAUCUUUUUCUUGCUCACUUCCCUCCUGUUUUCCGGGCGUGGAAUAUAUUUAUUCCUUAACCAAGGACUUCUGACACGUACCCUGUCUGUGUGGAGCCUGUUACUGGAAUUAUGAGCGUCGUCCUGUAGUAUCCUAAUUCUACGACAGACUACGGAACGUUUUCAGGAGCAGCUCCUGGUCCAACGACAACAAUAACUGCACGGCCGUCUAGGUCACCUAAGGGCGAGUGUUCCUCGCCUACAGCAUUUAAUCAUUCACGCUGAACACAGCACAUUUCUGUGGCUAACCCUCAAAAUCUACCAUUAUAUGCUUCCUCACACGGUCAAAACUUUCGUUUCCAAAACAAAUUGAUACGGAAAUUGACGACACUUUCGGUGAGUUUGCAAAUCGUCCAUGCUCUCUUAUUACAGGAAAAGGAGCACGAAUUUAUUCGUUUUCUGCAUGUUACUGCUCAGUUUAGAAACAUAUCAACGUCCUUCCAGCGACAGUGCUAUCGUAGUUCUAUGACCCGCUAUGAUUUCCUUUGCAGGUCUGAUGGACCGUUGAUCUGUUGCACGUCGUAUGCGUUUACCUUAUUUUUUUCAUGUCAGUUUAACAGCUUUGAAAUCUCUCACAGUCAUUGAUCCCUCUGUCCGUACCUGCCGAUGUUCUAACGUGCAUUAGAAGGCAACACCUUCAAAUGUGUUUGCCUGCAGGUGUCUUGGCAACAAUUGUAGCUGGUGGGUAAGACUCAUCCUGCACAAACCACUGAGUUGUGGUCUUCAUUAGUAGACCAUGUUUUAGUAUGUGGACGAGAUUGGAACUUCAGUUUCUGACUGCGUUUUGUUCGGUGGUCAGCGCUGUAUGAAAGAAGGGAGACUAGUGCUAGGACUCUGCCUUGAGACUGACGCUAAAUUUGACUGGUCAUGCUUUCUCGGGGAGAUGUGCAAGGUUAUUAUAGCCAGACGACAUCCUAUAUGGACGGACUUGUGGGUGCCUUUCAAUGUGCUUAGGGCUAACAACGGCACCCAACCACAUUUUAGGCAGUCAACUCACAUCUCGCGUUGAGACCGGGCUACAUAUGCUACCACCACUACACUGGUUUAUUGAAGGUGGAUAGUUCAAUUGGGACCCCAGAAAUCACUUGCUUCUGCAACGCUGAGCAUUCACUUCCAGAGACGUGAACGAAACUCCUCCAUCCCCUACAAGGCAUCCUCCCUGUCCUAUUGCCUAGCGCAUAGGAUAAGUAUAAGAAAAGUAGUUGAUAUUUUGCAGUCUCAGAAGGUCGCUCUGUGUUACUAUGUGAAACAGUAAGUACGUGCGUAUGUAGGUUUGGCAUGUUUAUUUAGCAAAUUGUCCUUUUCCCGUUGUUUCUUUCUUGUAGGUAUUCUAGGGCCAACCAUGUACAAUGAACUCGUUCCAGCUAUAUGUUCAGCCAGAAUUCCCAUCCUAGCAGUUGCAGGACACUCAAGGUAGAGUUUCAAGUCAGCUUAAAUGUGCUUAUGCUUUCAAACGUGUGUACUUUGCUUACAUGUCACGUUCGGACUUGGGAUGUAAAUCGUGGCUGGGCUUUGCUGUAAAAUUAGACGAUUCACUCUGCGUAGUUCUUAUGAAAUAAACAACAGUUUCUAACAGUUAACUAGAGUAGAUAUUACAAAGAGUGAAAUUAUGCACUUUAGCACUCCGAAUACUUCGGACCAUUAAGCCUAAAAUAAUUUUGCCCAUGUUGUGUAGAAGGGGGACCAUAACAAUGAAGAUCUGGGCCAGGGCUUCAAAUUGCAGUUCCGGUGGGGUUCGAAGGGCAAGCAAUUUGUGAGCGGAUAAGCAUAAUUCAGUUUGCUUUGUGGUUUAUUUGUGAUCCGAGGCCUUAUCAAUGCUAUAAAACAAUUGGUCUUCUUUUAGCUAAGCAGUAUGAACCACAUUUCGGACGUUCUACCUUGUUUAAGAAAUACUUCGUGUGGAAUACAUAGAACCGAUUUCUGCCGUCACCUAUUUUGGUUUUGAGUUAGAAUACAGUGCUGGUAGUUUAUCUUCCUAGAUUAUAUUUCAUUAAAGGCGGUGUAAGGAAGGCCUUCUGAUAUAUUACAAUAUUCAGGAGUAGACAGUUGUGAACAGUCCUUCAGUUUAUCUGCUAGCAUUUUGUUACGCACAGUCGCCCACAGAGGAGGAGUGAUUGGACGGAUACCCGGUAUAUGCGGGUCUUCGUGGCGAUAGCGAUGUCAGGUCCCGUCCAACUACGCUUUCUAAUGGCUGUAAAAACCCGACGAACAGCAUGCAAUCAUGAGACGAUGCCAUCCUUACUCUUCCUUUCUUCCUUAGUUUAAUAGCCAUUAAUCCUGAGGGAUGCCUUCUUCCUUAUUUCGCCCAGUGGCUCCAGAGCUGUUCUUUGCACUGCUUCCUCUCUAGCUGUAUCCACAGGCUACUUAUCAUUCUACACAUUAGCCACCCUCCUGAUGGACCCCAGACCUUAUUUAUCACACUCUUUCUCCUCCGAGAUUGUUUCGUAGGGAUAUUGAACCAUGGCUAA
Messenger RNA from Spirometra erinaceieuropaei, 3008 nucleotides. The record is from the annotation of a GenBank genome assembly. NCBI's taxonomy places the organism in Eukaryota, Metazoa, Platyhelminthes, Cestoda, Diphyllobothriidea, Diphyllobothriidae.